GAAAACAGUAGUUUGUGAUGUAAGGAAGCACGAUUUGGGGUGUGUGAUUUUUAUAAAAUAAAAAGACCCUCAAACUCGGUUCCAAUUGCCUUCUCUUUUCUUUGUUAUGCUUUGAGUUUCUCACAGAGAUAUAACAGCACAAACAAACACUGUCUUUCAUCUUCUCUUGUUGUAGAAAGUCACAGGGAUGCAAGGAAUAGAAGGAGGAUUUGUGAGUUCAAACGAGGUAGAGCUGAGUCCCACUAUGAGUAACUCGUCCUCACUGUCCAUGGAGCUAGACGAGUCUACGGAGACCAGGAUCCAACGCCUCAUAUCGGAGCAUCCGGUCAUCAUCUUCACCCGAUCCUCCUGCUGCAUGUGUCAUGUCAUGAAGAACCUCUUAGCCACCAUCGGCGUUCAUCCCACCGUCAUCGAAUUAGAUGAUAAUGAGAUCGCCGCUCUUCCCCUCCCACACACCAUCGCCCCUGCAGCAUUUAUCGGCGGCACCUGCAUCGGUGGCCUUGAAUCCCUUGUCGCCCUCCAUGUCACCGGCCACCUCAUUCCUAAACUCGUCCAAGUCGGCGCUCUCUGGGUAUGACACAACCCAACCUACCUCUCACGCAAUCAACCACUAUAUAUCACCUAUCCAUAUUCCUACACUACAUUCCAUUGUCUCAUUCCUCUCUCUUUAUAUUUCUCUCCUUAAUUAAUCUUUAUAUAUGUUAUGAUAUGCAAUUGCUAGUUAGUACCUAGUAUUAUUAUUAUUAGUAUUAGUUUUAAAACCAAGAAACAUGGCUAAUUGUAUAAUUUAGGGUUGUGAAAUGAAAUCUCAAUUUGUGUUUGAGUGUUCUUAAUGAAACUUUUGCUUUGACUUGCGGUGUGGUGGAUUCUAAGGCAAAAAAAAAAUUGUACAGAAAGACAUUGAUGGACAUGGCAUCGGGUGAUAAUAACAAUAACAUUAAUUUGUCUUGAAUGCGUUAUCCAAUAAAUUGAUCGGGUCCGUAGAUUGGUCCCAUUGACAAUUAUGAAACAAUCGGGACCGUAGAUGGAGCGGUGACUUUGUCAGUUUGCUUCGGGAAUCCUAAGCUUAUCUGUUUGUCGAUCUCUUCUUCCUUUUACCUUACAUGUAAAUUUAUUAGUUUCCAGGUUGAAAUCAUGGCAGUUUGUUUUUAUAUACCUAGUAUGCUUUUAUCUUUGUUCA
Molecule: messenger RNA, 1180 nt
Organism: Vigna umbellata (rice bean)
Lineage: Eukaryota; Viridiplantae; Streptophyta; Magnoliopsida; Fabales; Fabaceae
Source: RefSeq, a predicted model, not a curated record